Messenger RNA from Heterocephalus glaber (naked mole-rat), 1758 nucleotides. It is a transcript of the gene Drc4, whose product is annotated as dynein regulatory complex subunit 4. Gene Ontology annotation, biological process: flagellated sperm motility. Gene Ontology annotation, molecular function: microtubule binding; small GTPase binding. NCBI's taxonomy places the organism in Eukaryota, Metazoa, Chordata, Mammalia, Rodentia, Bathyergidae. Gene Ontology annotation, cellular component: motile cilium; Golgi apparatus; microtubule. The record is from RefSeq and is a predicted model, not a curated record.
CUCGGAGCACACAAGGGUCCCCAUGGAGGAGCUUGGGAUGGAGAGCCCGGGGCACACCGCAGAGGCCGGAGCACCCUUUUGCACCAGGGAGCCCUGGCGCAGGGUCCAGGAUGCCGCUUCGGGUGCAGGGCCGCUGCCCCGUGCAGAGCUUCGCAGGAGACCCACCUAAGGAGAGGUGGGAGCCAGCCGCUUCAGCAGGCACCCAAAAAGAAAGGGAAGAAAGGUAAACCCAAAGGUACUGCAGUUGUGGAUGGGCUUGAUCCAGAGGACAUGAACAAGGGGCAGGUGGAGGAGCACAUCAGGCGCAUCCGGGAGGAGCUGGACCGGGAGCGGGAGGAGCGCAACUACUUCCAGCUGGAGCGGGACAAGAUCCACACUUUCUGGGAGAUAACGAGAAGGCAGUUGGAGGAGAAGAAGGCUGAGCUGCGGAACAAAGACCGGGAGAUGGAGGAGGCUGAGGAGAGGCAUCAGGUGGAGAUCAAGGUGUACAAGCAGAAGGUGAAGCACCUGCUGUAUGAACACCAGAACAGCCUGACGGAGCUGAAGGCCGAGGGCACCGUGGCCAUGAAGCUGGCCCAGAAGCAGCACCACACCCAAGAGGGCGCACUGCGCAAGGACAUGCGGGCGCUCAAGGUGGAGCUCAAGGAGCAGGAGCUGGCCAGCGAGGUGGUGGCCAAGACCCUGCGGCUGAAACACGCCGAGGAGAUCACCAAGAUGAGGAAUGACUUUGAGAGGCAAAUUCGAGAAAUUGAGGCUAAGUAUGACAAGAAGAUGAAGGUGCUGAGGGAUGAGCUUGAUCUGCGAAGAAAGACUGAGAUCCACGAAGUGGAGGAGAGGAAGAAUGGCCAGAUCAACACACUGAUGCAGCGCCACGAAGAGGCCUUCACCGACAUCAAGAACUACUAUAAUGACAUCACACUCAACAACUUGGCCCUCAUCAGCUCCCUCAAGGAGCAGAUGGAAGACAUGCGAAAGAAGGAGGAGCGCCUGCAGCGAGAGAUGGCGGAGGUGGCCUUGCAGAACAGGCGCCUGGUGGAUCCCCUCCAGAAGGCCCGGGAUGAGAUGGCUGAGAUGCGGAGGAAACUCGGGGACUGUGAAAGGGACAAACAGAUCCUGGUGAGCACGAAAGCACGUUUGAAGGUUACUGAGAAGGAGCUGAAGGACCUGCAGUGGGAGCACGAGGUGCUGGAGCAGCGCUUCCUCAAGGUGCAGCAGGAGCGGGACGAGCUCUACCGGAAGUUCACAGCGGCCAUCCAGGAGGUGCAGCAGAAGACUGGCUUUAAAAACUUGCUGCUGGAGCGCAAGCUGCAGGUGCUAAGUACUGCUGUGGAGAAGAGGGAGGUACAAUUCAACGAGGUGCUGGCAGCCUCCAACAUGGACCCCGCUGCGCUGAUGCUCGUGUCUCACAAGCUUGAGGAUGUUUUGGAAUCAAAGAACACCACCAUCAAGGACCUACAGUAUGAGCUGGCACGGGUCUGCAAGGCCCACAAUGACCUGCUUCGCACAUAUGAGGCAAAGCUGCUAGCCUUCGGGAUCCCCUUGGACAAUGUGGGCUUCAAACCUCUGGAGACAGCUGUGAUAGGGCAGACACUGGGCCAAGGCCCUGCGGGACUCGUGGCUACGCCGACAUAGCCACCAGCCUGCUCAUGCCACAGAUCCUGCCUGGCAUCGCUAAACAGCUGAUAACCCUUUUACACCACUGACAGCAAGUUUUUGUUUUUUAGAGUUCAUCAUCAGUAAAUGAAGUUUUCCACGGUU